GCUGUGGAUUUAGUGUUUUUUGGUUGCGAGGGCUUUCGUUGCAGUUCUGAGGCUCUCGUUUCGAAGCUGGGCUUCUGCGAUGCGAAGGAAAUUCAAGGCUGUAGUCGUUACUGUCUAUGGUGGUAAUUGUCUUCAGUCGUGAGACUUUGUCGCAUAGCGAUACAUUUCAGGGAGUUGUGUUGGCGUGGUUGUGCUGGCGAUGCCGCCACUGUGGACUGGUGGCCAUGCGCGUCGCAGGUUGUUGAGUGUGUUGGCGGAUGCAGGUUACGAAGAUUUUUGAGAAGGGAGAUGAUGUAGAUCGUGCGGAUUGCGCGCGGGAGGCAUGUGAUUAGGUUUUGGUGUUUGCGUGCGUGCGUGUGGAGAGACGUGCCAGGGCGUGGUUUAAAGAAGCGCUGCUUAUAGGGAUAUUAGUUGCUGGUGGUGGUGUGCGUAAGGCUGAAGGUUCAAAUGUCAUCUGCGGCCGAAUUUGUAGAGGGCGGUGCUCAGGAUCCAUGCGACGAAGCUUGUAGCAUCUGCCUUGAGUCCUUUGGUGAAGAUGACCCUGCUACUGCUACUAGUUGCUCGCACGAUUACCAUCUGCAAUGUAUUAUUGAAUGGUCACAACGAAGCAAGGAGUGUCCAAUGUGCUGGCAGCCACUCAGCCUGAAGGACCCGGAGAGUCAAGAUUUGCUGAAUGCGAUAGGGCAGGAGCGGGCAUUGCGUCGUCGUAAGUUACAGGCUGCUCAAAUUUUUCAUCAAUCUGCGGUUGAAGAUUAUGAGUUCGAUCGAUUUGCAUCCUAUGGGGCCGAGGAUUUCAUUAUGCAGCAUUUGGCGUCCGGGGCUAUGGGACGAGCUCAUCACACAAGCCGGAGGGAACAAAUUCGUUUUCGGCCUACUACCUCUGCUCAGGGUCAUCCACAUUUUGUCCUCGUGUCCGGUGCACCUGCAGGUGCACCAUCUUCCCCUGCAUCCAGUUCUCCGGCUGCAUCUCUUCCGCAGUCUAGUAAUAGCGAGGCAUCACUUGCAACUGUCUUCGGAUUUCCUCAUUACCCUGCUCCCAAUAGAGACCACAGCUCAGCCAAUUCUUCAACUAUUAGAUCGCAGAAUCUCGAGUUAGAGGAGCAUGGAACAGCUUCAGAGACUCUCGAUACCUUCAAGUCUCGUGUGGUUGCAGCAUCUUCUAGAUACAAGGAAUCUUUGACCAAGAGCACUAAAGGGUUUCGUGAAAGGUUACGAAUACGUGGUGGAAUCAUGCAAGAUCUUGGUGCACGAGCACGAGACAUGAGUGCUGGAGUAGCACGAGCCUUAGAACGGAGGUCUGUAGAGCCAGGAACAUAUCGGCCUUAUGGGUCCAACUCUCUUCAUGGGCAACUUUCAGAGAACCCUCAUCAUCCACAUGACCAUGCUUCUGAUCGCCGUGCUGCUGGUUCGGUCUCAGCAGGGUCACCGACAAGCAACCCUUCUGUUCCCCCUAACUCGCACUUCACUAAAACCCCUGAACUACGUAUUGGGGCGGAAAAUCAGGUUCAAAACUAGUCAGUAGGAGCAGGUCACUUUGGAACAAGGGCAAAUGCUGGCAUCUGUGGCUACUCCGACGACGAAGUAAGGUGUGUAGUAGGGCAUGGUGCACGCAGCUGCAAAGUAAAUUGUACAGAGUUGGGAUACUUCAUAGAUCUACAAGAAAAUAAAUGAUUUAAGUGCGGUCACAUAUGUUGCCUUGAGGGAGUUCUGGAAUGUGUGAUUUUGAACUGCGCAUCAUUGAUUGUAUUUGUCAAUACCAUCCUGUAAAGACCAACAAUUCGUAAUGUAUGGAUUUUGAAA
This is a messenger RNA of Physcomitrium patens, 1800 nucleotides long. The record is from RefSeq and is a predicted model, not a curated record. NCBI's taxonomy places the organism in Eukaryota, Viridiplantae, Streptophyta, Bryopsida, Funariales, Funariaceae.